UUUUUCUGCAAACCUCCUUUACCAUCGAAUAUUCUGAACAGUACCGAGUGGGUUAAAAUUUCCCAUCCAAUUAAGGAAGAAGUUAAUGAUGAAGAAUUCGCCAUUGAUUUCUGUAAUGUAUACGAGGAUGCUAUGGAACACAGCAAACAGUAUUUCAAAGAUCCCGAUGUGAAACCCUGGAUACAACCAAGCAAUAGUAGUAGAAUUAUACCAUGUGAGACAUUUGAACAUCACUCAAAAUACAAUUCCAUUAUCACUCAAUUUGAUUUGGUCUGCUCUAGGGAUAUAUUGGUGGCCGCAACGCAAUUUUUUCAUUUAUUCGGAGUGCUUCUUGGAGGUAUCAUUACCACUAAGCUCUUAGAGUCAAUUAGUCCACGCAACACUAUGCUACUCGGAAUGUACUCCCAGAUAAUGUGCGGAUGUUUAACGGGUUUAGUUAACAUUUUUGAGCUGCACAUGCUUUUCCGAUGUCUUAGUGCAAUUUGCUGUGGUCUGAUGUACACCGCCGGAGGAGUUAUUCUGUCGGAUAUCACAUCAGGAAAAUACAGAACUGCUUCAAUGUGUCUUUUCGAGCAAUUUUGGUCCAUUGGAGUCAUGUUUCUCCCAGGCAUUGCAAGUUUUUGGAGUAAUUGGUCUCAUCUUUAUUUGGCUAUUUCAUUGCCAACAUUUGUGCUUGUUUUCUUGCAUAGGUGGAUACCUGAUUCUCCUAAGUGGUUACUGCAACAAGGCAGAAUUCGAGAGGCUAAAGCUGUUUUGGAAGACUCUGCAAAAGUUAAUGGAAACACGAAUCAAAUUCCUUCUGAUUUUGUUGAUCAGUUAAACCUAAUGGCGGAGAUCAUGAAAACAAAACCAGAUCCAGAUCCAUGGUGGUCGAUAUGGGAAACGUACAAAACCAGGAAAAAUCUGAUAUUGGUACAUCUAGCGUGGUCCAUAUUCAUCAUUGUGUACUAUGGAAUGUUACUGAAUAUCAGAGCAUUUGGAACAGAUCACCUUCAAAUUAAUACAGUUAUAGCAGGUGCAUCUGAGAUCAUCGGUACCUUCAUCGGAUUCGGUUUAAUCAUGUGUACCGCGAAAAAAUGGUUUUUGGCUGGCCUGUUCAAUAUUUUUGGAGGAUUGGUAACAUAUCUUGCCUGGAUUAUUCCAGCAGAAGUGAUAGGGAACUUGCGAACUGUUUUUCUGAUGCUGACGGCGAUGGUUGCGAAAAUGAGUAUUUCAUGCUGCUUAUCGUUGUUAACUGUAUGUACAACAGAGUUGGCCGAGGAAAACAAAAAAAAAGGUGCCGCAUACUCCGCAAUAGUGUGGGCUAGAAUUUGGCUUUUGAGUGCCCCUUUUGUUGGCGCUACUAUCAUCUUUGGACAACUACUUCCACAAACUAUAUUCGGAUCACUAACCCUUAUUGGUGGAAUAAUUGCUGGAAGCAUUCACAGUCCACAAACACAUCCGUGUAUAAAAAAACUGCAGUUCAGCCAGAAAGUGCAUUGCAUCAAUUGAAUAACAAAGGAGACACAUCAUACACAACUAACCCGAAAUACUAGCAUAAAAUUGUAUUAUACAAUGUUUUGAAUAUUCCGAGUAUUUUCACAUUUAUUAAUGCAAUCGUUUUGUCAUGGA
This is a messenger RNA of Topomyia yanbarensis, 1611 nucleotides long. RefSeq names its product solute carrier family 22 member 13. NCBI's taxonomy places the organism in Eukaryota, Metazoa, Arthropoda, Insecta, Diptera, Culicidae. The record is from RefSeq and is a predicted model, not a curated record. The transcript has 9 exons. Gene Ontology annotation, biological process: transmembrane transport. Gene Ontology annotation, molecular function: transmembrane transporter activity. The coding region runs from base 133 to 1491 and encodes 452 amino acids.